Messenger RNA from Artibeus jamaicensis (Jamaican fruit-eating bat), 1556 nucleotides. RefSeq names its product leucine rich repeats and transmembrane domains 1 (gene LRTM1). Bases 365 to 1402 code for a protein of 345 amino acids. Lineage: Eukaryota; Metazoa; Chordata; Mammalia; Chiroptera; Phyllostomidae. The transcript has 3 exons. The record is from RefSeq and is a predicted model, not a curated record. Gene Ontology annotation, cellular component: extracellular matrix. Gene Ontology annotation, molecular function: protein binding.
GGGUCAUGUUUGAAUGCUACAGCUGUUCACCGGAGUUUGACAAACGUUCUUUCUGUGGCUCGUCAUCUGAAUGGGAAAGGCAGGGAUGGUCUUGGGAGGCCAACACUUUCAGAAAGAAGAGGGGCGCUGUCAAAAGAUCCUCUCACGGAAAACAAUCCCGGCCAGAUGGAGACAAGGGAAGGACUGCUUAAAUAAGCAGUCUCCUGAAAGCCACCACUGUUUUCGGCAUUGAAGAAAAGCACAAGCAGGAUUCAGAAAAAGCGAAUGAAAGGCUGGACUCCUUUGCCAUGACCUCUGUUUGCUGAUCUGCCAAUUAAUAAAGGUGUGCUGUGGGUUCAACACGGAAGCCUGCAGAGACUCAGUCAUGAAAGGUGAACUGCUCCUGCUUUCAAGUGUGAUUUUCCUGCUCCGGAUGGUGUACAGCUGCCCAGAGAAGUGCCACUGUCACUCCACCUCAAAUUCUGUAGACUGCAGCCAGCAAGGUCUGGCUGAAAUUCCUCCCAAUUUGCCUCCUCAGACUCUAACGCUGCAUUUACAAGAUAACCAGAUACACCAGCUUCCUGCUUUUGCAUUUAGGUCGGUACCACAGCUCAGGACCUUGAACUUGCGCAACAAUUCCCUUUCAAACCUGGCCCCUGGAGCUUUCCAUGGACUUCAGCACUUGCAGGUCUUAAACUUAACCCAGAACUCCCUGCAUUCCCUUGAAAGCAGACAUUUCCAUUCCCUCUCACAGCUGAGGGAGCUUGAUUUGUCAUCCAACAACAUCAGCCACCUUCCCACCUCCCUGGGUGAGCGUUGGGAGAACCUAACUGUAUUUGCAGUCCAACAAAACCGGCUUCAGCGGCUGGAUCGAGGGAUCCUGGAAUCCAUGCCCAGUGUAAAGGUUUUAUUUCUCAAGGACAACCUCUGGAAAUGCAAUUGCCACUUGUUUGGUCUUAAACUCUGGCUGGAGAAAUUUAUCUAUAAAGGGGGAGUAACGGACAGUAUUAUCUGUGCAUCACCGGACACCUGGAAGGGAAAGGACCUCCUUAAAAUCCCUCAUGAGCUAUACCAGCCCUGCCCUUUCCCUUCUGCAGAUCUGGAGUCCUCCCAGGUGCAGCAGCUGGCUUCAGCCCACUGGGCUGUCUCGAGGCCUCCUGAGAGCCACAGCAUGGAGGAGCGAGACCACUCUGAGUGUGAGCUCAAACCCAAGCCCAGGCCGACUAAUCUGCGUCACGCUGUGGUCACUGUUAUCAUCACUGGGGUUGCGUGUGGGAUCCUGUGUCUCAUGAUGUUGGUGGCUGCCAUCUACGGCUGUACCUAUGCAGCUAUCACAGCCCAGUACCGUGGGGGACCCUUGGCUCAAACCAAUGAGGCCGAGAAGACAGAAGGAAAAGAGCUGUUUGACAGCUCACCAGCAUGAGAACUUUCAUCUCAAAGUGAAUUAUCACUUUAGGCCAGAAGACCAUGUCUGAGUAGGGCCAAUAUGUUCACUGUUACUGCUGCCUCAUUUUGCCUUUUCCAAAAGUAAAAAAAGAAAAAGAAAAAGAGGUAUGUCUGUUAAAAAUAAAUAUUCC